AUGGGCAAAUUGAAUUUCACUGCCCUUCGGGUGCGACAGACAGCCAUCUCACAAUUCGCCAGUGGAAAGACCAGCAAACUGCCACAAUGGGUCGACGUGAUCGGCGAAAUUCCUCCUGCUGAAACAAUCAUUCGUACCCGUGCUCCUCAGCACCAGCUUGUUCACCAGCGGAUGAAGACCGUCGAAGGAUCCUCGAAGCCGCAGGUCGUCUUCCAAGUCCAAGAGAAGCGCAGAAAACCAAAGAAGGCCAGCCGAAUUUUCCAGCCCGUCGAGCUUAAAUAUGAAGAAGACCAAUUGCGUACCGAGUUCUUCCGCGAUCACCCCUGGGAACUUGCCCGACCCCGUGUGCUUCUUGAGAGUUCUGGCAAGGACUUUGAACACUACGAUUGGAGCCGCCUUCAACAGCCAGGAAAGCGGUUAGAUGGUGAAAAUGUUGUCCAGCGACAGCUAUGGCUUUUGAACAACGUCCCAGACAUGACCAAGAGUAACGCCUACGAUAUUGCUCGUCGAGAGUUCUACCGAGUUCGAUUGCAAGAGGACAUUCAGCGUCGGGUCGCCGCGGAAGAAGCCUCGGCAUAUGGCGCAGAGUUUGGACCUUCAUACUUGGAUAUUGGUAUGAAGUUGGAAGAUCAACAAUACAACAAAUGGGUUGCUUGGGCCCGUGAAACAUCACAAGUUCAAGAUCAGCGGAAGGCAGCUCUUGUGGGUGCUCCAGAGCUGGGAGAUGACACAGUGGAACCAUCUGAGCUCGAGGGUGAGAACGAGGAAGCCCAAGAGGAGACGAAGUAG
Molecule: messenger RNA, 789 nt
Organism: Penicillium soppii
Lineage: Eukaryota; Fungi; Ascomycota; Eurotiomycetes; Eurotiales; Aspergillaceae
Gene: rsm25
Product: mitochondrial 37S ribosomal protein mS23
Exons: 2
Coding region: 1-789 (262 amino acids)
Cellular component (GO): mitochondrial small ribosomal subunit
Molecular function (GO): structural constituent of ribosome
Source: RefSeq, a predicted model, not a curated record